AUGAAUACACCAGAUUUCUCUCUUACCUGCAGUCGAGCAGCUCCUUCAGCUGAGUUCUCAGUGGACCGAACACGUCACCUAAUGUCCUUUCUGACCAUGCUGGGUCCCAGUCCUGACUGGAACGUGGGUCUGUCAUCAGAGGACCUCUGCACCAGAGAGUGUGGCUGGGUCCAGAAGGUGGUUCAGGACCUCAUUCCAUGGGAUGCGGGUACAGACAGUGGGGUCACUUACGAGUCUCCCAACAAGCCUGCAACACCUCAGGAGAAAAUUCGUCCCCUCACAAGUUUAGACCAUCCACAGAGCCCUUUCUACGACCCAGAGGGUGGCGCAAUCACUCCUGUGGCUAGAGUUGUGGUAGAAAGAAUUGCUCGCAAGGGUGAGCAGUGCAACAUUGUGCCGGAUAAUGUGGACGACAUUGUGGCUGACAUUGCCCAGGAGGAAAAAGAAGAAGAUGACACUCCAGAGACAUGUAUCUACUCCAACUGGUCUCCGUGGUCCGCGUGCAGCUCCUCGACAUGUGAGAAGGGGAAAAGGAUGAGGCAGAGGAUGCUGAAGGCACAGCUGGAUCUCAGUGUGCCCUGUCCGCAUACUCAAGACUUUGAGCCGUGCAUGGGGCCCGGCUGCAGUGAUGAGGAUGCUUCCACGUGCAUGAUGUCGGAAUGGAUCACAUGGUCACCAUGCAGUAUGUCUUGUGGAGCAGGUGUGCGUUCUAGGGAGCGCUAUGUAAAACAGUUUCCAGAUGAUGGCUUUGCUUGCACUCAUCCCACUGAAGAGACAGAGCCAUGCACUGUCAAUGAGGACUGCUCUCCAAGCAGUUGCUUGGUUACUGAAUGGGGUGAAUGGGAUGCAUGCAGCGCCACCUGUGGGCUUGGCAUGAAAAGACGGGAGCGGAUGGUGAAAAUGCCCCCAUCUGAUGGCUCCAUUUGUGGGGCUGAGGUGGUGGAAGUGGAGAAGUGUAUGAUGCCAGAAUGCCAUACAAUCCCAUGUUUACUGUCCCCCUGGUCGGACUGGAGCGAUUGCAGUGUGACGUGUGGUAAAGGCACACGGAUGCGUCAGCGUAUGCUCAAAUCACCUGCAGAGUUGGGAGAAUGCAAUGAGGAGCUGGAACAGAUGGAGAAAUGCAUGCUGCCAGAGUGUCCGAUGGAUUGUGUGAUGACAGAGUGGUCCGAGUGGUCAGAGUGCAGUAAAUCCUGUGGGAAGGGUCACUUGAUCCGCACACGCAUGAUCACUCUGGAUGCUCAGUUUGGUGGGGAUCCGUGCCCCGAGACCACACAGAGAAAAACAUGCAAGAUCAAGAAGUGUAAUCAAGGAGGCAUAAACAGUGAAGAGAGGAAGAGGCGCAAGGAAGACCGUAAGAAGAGGAGGAACAAACAGGGAAGGGAGGAGAGUGCCGAUGACCUCGCAGUUGGUCUGGCCCUCCAUCCCUCCCCCUGA
Molecule: messenger RNA, 1434 nt
Organism: Carassius gibelio (silver crucian carp)
Lineage: Eukaryota; Metazoa; Chordata; Actinopteri; Cypriniformes; Cyprinidae
Product: spondin-1-like
Exons: 9
Coding region: 1-1434 (477 amino acids)
Biological process (GO): cell adhesion
Cellular component (GO): extracellular matrix
Source: RefSeq, a predicted model, not a curated record